Molecule: messenger RNA, 1689 nt
Organism: Colletotrichum phormii
Lineage: Eukaryota; Fungi; Ascomycota; Sordariomycetes; Glomerellales; Glomerellaceae
Product: major facilitator superfamily transporter
Exons: 5
Coding region: 1-1689 (562 amino acids)
Biological process (GO): transmembrane transport
Cellular component (GO): membrane
Molecular function (GO): transmembrane transporter activity
Source: RefSeq, a predicted model, not a curated record
AUGACCUCUCAAGACAUUGAGGCUCCCGCCGUGGAUGAGAAGAAGAUCGCCAUCGUCUCGGACAAGGACCAAUCCGACACCACCAGCGAGCGAAAUGGCGAGACCGACCUUGUCGCCGUGGAAGGCCAGUACACAAAGGAGGAAUACCACAAGCUCAGGAGAAAGGUCGACAAGUACCUCCUCCCCCUCAUGUGGAUAUGCUACGGCAUCCAGCAAACCGACAAGACGGCGCUCGGCACCCAAGCCAUCUUCGGUCUCCGUCAAGAUACAGGACUCAAGGGCCAGGAGUACAGCUGGCUCACAACAAUCUUCUACAUCACAUACAUGUGCUUCGAAUUCCCAAGUAACAUCGUCCUCCAGCGCUACAAGAUGGGCCGCACCCUCUCCGUCUACAUGAUCUGCUGGGGCAUUAUCGUGCUCUGCAUCGGCUUCGCCCAGAACUUUACGCACCUCAUCGUCCUUCGCGCGCUGCAAGGCGCCUUCGAGUGCUGUAUCUCGCCCGGCUUCAUGUUGUUGGUCGGCACGUGGUACAAGACGCGCGAGCACGCUUCGCGGUCCCUUGUCUUCCAGAGCGCGAAUGCCGGGUUUGGAGUGAUUGCCUCGCUCAUCAUGUAUGCUAUCGGCGUGUCGACGCAGCAUAAGGAGGGGGCUCAGCCGUGGCGGUAUAUCUCUUUCUUCUUGGGUAGCUUGACGACUGCCAUCGGAUGCCUCUGCCUCUUCCUCCUGGGCACGCCGUCCGAGGUCCGGUGGUUGACGCAAGCCGAAAAGGAUAUGGCAAGCGCGCGUAUCAUCUCCAACAAUACCGGCCACGACCGCACUGCCAUCAAGGGGUGGAAGUGGAAACAGGUCGGCGAAUGCUGCCGCGACCCCAUCUUCUGGUUUGCCGGCAUCAACGCCUUCCUCACCUCCGUCCCCAAUGGCGGUCUCACAACCUUUGGCAGCAUUAUUAUAACUUCCUUUGGCUUCAACAACCUCCAAACCAUCCUCAUCGACAUUCCCCGCUCCGUCAUGUCCGUCAUAAUCUUCAUCUGCGUCGGCCUCCUCACCAGCAAAAAAGCCGACCUCCGCCUCUGGAUCAUGGCCACCUCCGUGCUGCCCCCUUUCGCAGGCUUCCUCGGCAUGUCCCUCCUCCCCAACGACCCAGCAAUCAAGUGGACCAAAUGGGGCUGCUACUUCAUCACCGUGCCCUUUGUCCUCGGCCUCUUCCUCGCCUGGACCCUGAUCCCGAGUAACAUUGCCGGCCGCACCAAGCGCACCAUGACGUCCAGCUUCACCUUUGUCGGGUACUGUGUGGGCAACAUGGUUGGAAGUCAGAUCUUCAAGGCGGCGGAUGCGCCGAAGUACACACCGGGCACGAUUGGCUGCGCCAUUUGCUUUGGGAUUCAGUUUAUGCUUAUUCUGACGUGGCGGCUUGUGUUGGUGAGGAGGAAUAGGCAGAGAGAUGCUGCUAUGGCUGUUGAUGGGUUGACUGUGGAAGAGAGGGCGAAGAGGGGCAAGGAGCUUGGGGAGCAGGAUUAUACUGAUUUCGAGAACCCUUAUGUGAGUAUUCCUAGUCUUGUUCACUCUCACUUCUUGGCUAACAUGAAAAUGGCAGUUCCGUUACACACUCUAAGUCUUCUUCGACUGGAUUACAGUUCAAUGGUAGUUGGCAUAGAGACGAUAAUAAAGCGAUAUGUUGAGAGGAAGUAG